This is a messenger RNA of Lotus japonicus, 1358 nucleotides long. Its product is annotated as peroxidase 5-like. Gene Ontology annotation, cellular component: plasmodesma; plant-type cell wall. Bases 47 to 1021 code for a protein of 324 amino acids. Gene Ontology annotation, biological process: hydrogen peroxide catabolic process; response to oxidative stress. The record is from RefSeq and is a predicted model, not a curated record. The transcript is spliced from 4 exons. Lineage: Eukaryota; Viridiplantae; Streptophyta; Magnoliopsida; Fabales; Fabaceae. Gene Ontology annotation, molecular function: peroxidase activity; heme binding.
CUUGUGUCAUAAGCUUAACUAAAAGAGAGACAACGUUUCAAACAAAAUGAAAUUUAAUUGUGCAAUCAUAGUUUUGGUCAUAUUUUUGCUGAAUCAAAAUGCUUAUUCUGAGCUGGAAGUUGGUUAUUACAGCUACUCAUGUGGCAUGGCUGAGUUCAUUGUAAAAGAUGAGGUCAGAAGAAGUGUUACUAAGAAUCCUGGAAUUGCUGCUGGGCUUGUGAGAAUGCAUUUUCAUGAUUGCUUUAUUAGAGGGUGUGAUGCUUCAGUUCUUCUUGAUUCCACUCCCUCAAACACUGCAGAGAAAGACUCUCCUGCCAACAAACCAAGUCUUAGAGGGUUUGAAGUCAUUGAUAGUGCCAAGGCUAAACUUGAAGCAGUGUGCAAAGGAGUUGUUUCAUGUGCUGACAUAAUUGCAUUUGCAGCAAGGGAUAGUGUGGAAUUAGCUGGAGGGGUUGGCUAUGAUGUCCCUGCAGGAAGAAGAGAUGGGAGAAUAUCACUAGCUUCAGACACAAGAACAGACCUACCUCCUCCAACUUUCAAUGUUAACCAACUCACUCAACUCUUUGCAAAGAAGGGUCUAACACAAGAAGAAAUGGUCACCCUCUCUGGAGCACACACCAUUGGCCGCUCUCAUUGCGCAGCAUUCAGUUCCAGAUUAUACAAUUUCAGCAGCACUUCAAGGCAGGAUCCAAGUUUGGAUCCCUCAUAUGUAUCACUGCUGAAGAGGCAAUGUCCACAAGGCAGCACAAACCAGAACUUGGUGGUUCCAAUGGACCCUUCUAGCCCUGGAGUUGCAGAUGCAGGGUACUACAUUGAUAUCUUGGCAAACAGAGGCCUUUUCACCUCUGACCAGGCCCUCUUGACAAACACUCACACAGCCAGUCAAGUGAAUCAAAAUGCUAGGGAUCCAAAUCUGUGGGCAAACAAAUUUGCAGAUGCAAUGGUGAAGAUGGGUCAAAUUAGUGUCUUAACAGGUAAUGCUGGAGAGAUUAGAGAAAGUUGCAGGGUGGUUAAUAGUUAGAUGCGGUUGCAAACUACCGAUUAAGAUCCUCUCAUGUUACAUUGUAUUGUGAAGUGAAACUUUGUGUCUAUCUCUUAUAUAGACACAAAAUUUCAAAAUAAUUGUCAUGUGAAACUCACACAUGAGAGGAUCAUAAUCUUGUUGUAAGAUUUAUAGAUUCCAUUGCUUGUUUCAUUUGGUUUUGUACAAAGCAAACAAGUUUGCUUCGGUUUCUUUUCCUUUUGGCAUUCUUCUGUUGUCGCUGAUAUUUGUCCUUUGAUUCUUCUUGAUAUGGACAACUUGUAAGAAUAUCUCACGUUAUCCGAGUCAAUUUCAUGUUGCGUGAUUACAAAGAUCA